Molecule: messenger RNA, 786 nt
Organism: Papaver somniferum (opium poppy)
Lineage: Eukaryota; Viridiplantae; Streptophyta; Magnoliopsida; Ranunculales; Papaveraceae
Product: protein MAINTENANCE OF MERISTEMS-like
Exons: 2
Coding region: 1-786 (261 amino acids)
Source: RefSeq, a predicted model, not a curated record
AUGAGGAAUUGGCCACUGCAAGGAAUAGAAUCAACCGUUGGAGAAGUUGAUUAUGUAAUCUAUCUAGUCAAAUCUACGGGGAUGUUGCCUACGGUCGAGAAUUUGGAUCUUGGUUACGACAAACCUCUUUGUUCCGCCUUUGCCGAGAGAUAUUACAGGGAAACGGAUACUUUGCAUCUUCCGUAUGGAGAAAUGACGAUAACUCCAAAUGAUGCGAAGUUCAUUACCGGGGCAAGCAUAGAUGGUAAAGCCGUGAAACACAAAGAGUACGCGCAAGAGCUUGAGUGGGACAAGAUUUAUGCGUUCACCAAGGAAGUGUUCCAACGGGAUGAGGAGAUGACUAAGUCACAAAUGUUAGUAGUCAAAGCAAAGCAUAGGAUAUUCCAUCUCUCGAAGUUGAGGGAACUCUUUAGUGGAACAAAGAAACUUUGUGCUGAGGGAAAAGAGUUGUUGCAACCAUUUAAAAAGAUUCACAAAUACUCUUGGGGGACUGCUAUCCUUGCACACUCAUUGAACGAGUUGAGAAAGACUUUCAGGGCUGACAGGAACCAAAUAGGAGGGAAUAUGAAUUUUCUACAUGCGUGGAUAUAUUUGUACUUCCCAAUAUUUGCUGAAAGGGCUUUUAAGAACAAGGAAUGGGAUGGUAACUUUUAUGGAGACAUGUACAUCUACAAGAGUAAGAAAAAGUCCCAAGAUGUGGUUUAUCUGAAAUUGAGACGCCAGUUGAACAACUUGACGACGAAAGAUGUUGUCUUUGACCCUUACAAGGGGGUUUGUCCAAAGUAA